Messenger RNA from Pocillopora meandrina, 1626 nucleotides. The record is from the annotation of a GenBank genome assembly. Lineage: Eukaryota; Metazoa; Cnidaria; Anthozoa; Scleractinia; Pocilloporidae.
CGCGGGAAAAGUUUGACUGCACAUGGCGUCCAUGACAACGGGAAUCGAAGUGUCCAAUCAGGAUUCAGAACAGAAAUAUCCAGGCUUCGGUUCCCAUACUUCGUCGAGCGUGAAUGCAAGAUGGUGUACAGUUCAGCCUACAGACGGGCCUAUAGAAAACCUCUGUGGGAUGAUUAUGGUAAGGAAGAAUUUAUUAGUAAGUUGCAGUAUAGGUCAGAUCGAAGGUCAAUAGAACAUCGCCAUCAGCCUUGGAGGUGGGACAGCGAAAGUGAAGAAGAAGAUAUUGAAGAGAUUCCGGCACACGAUGGCAGUUAUGAUGGGGGACGCCGUCAGUUUCAUCCAGACGAGAAAAAAGCUGAUAAAAAACCGCCAAAGAACGCAUGGGAAGAAGAGAAAGAUUUCAAAGAGAACGAUCAUGCUGAAAGAGCCUUACCUUUGCCUGAAAGACUUAAGUUUGACGAAGCAGAGAAAGAAGAAAAACCAAAACAUACGCGUUCUGCGGAGGACGCGAGACUAAACGAACGUGAGUCUCGCGGUGGCAGAGAUCACAGGCGUAAACAUCACAGAUCGUCGGGAGAUGAAAAGAAACAGCGAUCACACUCGAAUUCACCGGAAAAGGAUCCAAUCUCUAGGGAUAGAAGAAAGAAAGCGCCCUUUCUCCCUUAUGGAAUGGCUAACGAAGGACCUGUAGACAUGUGGAAAACUCAUAAUGUGCUGGCUUCACAGCCCGAGGCGAGUAAACAAAUAAAGAUUUAAGUUAAUUUUAAAAACAAUAUUGUCGGUGGAAUAUUGUCGGGAGGUAAUCAUAGCAGUAACCUUUAGAGCAUAUAGUUUGACCUAUUAUGAGGCAAAAUUGUUGGCAAAUGAAUCUUAUGCGGAGAUGUACGUCUUCAAAUCCUCCAGUGAGAGUUUGUUUCUUUUUGUUAAUUAAGGAACUAAUUUUUGGAGUGCAAUGAAUGUUAAAUAAUUUAUUUAAGUGCUAAUGGCGGAAAAAAGCUUCUUGUCGUACUUAACACUUUUGCUUCCAAGAUCUAAUAAUCAAGUCUCUGUACUGUAUGUUCAUUUUAGCUUUAAACAUUUGGCAUUAACCUAAGAAAUCACCCAUCAGUUGAUCUAAUUCCAUCUUCUCCUCACCUUUUUUACCAAAAAUGUAUUAAAGUUCUAUGGAGGAAUUCUUUCACCCACUCAUUAUUAGGCCAUGAGAAUGAAAGAAAUGAUCACCAACCAAAGAAGCUCUUGAAUUUUAAACAAAUUCUCCUUUUUAGCAUCUUUGGAAAUGAGCACAGAAUAGUACAAAAAAUAUGCCUAUUGAUCUUAGGGGGUACAGUUAAGUUAAUCAAGUAAAGUAUUAAUGGCCAUGUUCAUUAUUACUAAUAAUUUGUUUACUGGGUGGUUAAAUAAGUUUUGAAACUCUCCCUUCAGGUGUAUCCUGCUGCUCUUCGUGCACAGAAAAGAAGACAACAAGAGAUUAAAAAGAAAGCUCAACUGCGAGAAGAAGCAGUAAAAAAUAAGGAAACACCAGCACAUUUUGAUGUGGAUGUUGCAUUUCCAAAAACCUGGUGGAUGACAGAGUAUCAGAGAAACUUUUGUAAAGAGGAAGAUGUCAAGAGACACUUUUUGAGAUAA